This is a messenger RNA of Diatraea saccharalis (sugarcane borer), 1137 nucleotides long. The record is from the annotation of a GenBank genome assembly. NCBI's taxonomy places the organism in Eukaryota, Metazoa, Arthropoda, Insecta, Lepidoptera, Crambidae.
AUGGAUUUCGGCAGUAUUCGCUCUGCUGAUGAUAUGAGUACUAAGAGAAUUUUGGAGAUAAUAAGUGAUUUGAAAGAGGAAAUGGGUUUCACUGAGUACACCUCUGUGUCCUUAGUCGAGAGCUCUGAUCGGAUUACCAUAGGUGAGAAAGAAUACCUCGACCAGGUUUUGAGGCCAAGGGGCUUACUUACCGGAGAGGCAAAAGAGGAGAUAAAUUUGUCGGACCUAGGAAUUCUGGGCAUUAAGUUCGGGGUAGCGACCACUGGGGCUAAACUACUAAAGUUCCUAGGUACGAACAUAUUGAGGGAUGUGUUUGGUAGUGAGGUUAGAGUCACGAGACCCGUCAAGCGUGUAGACAUACGACUGACGAAUCUCGACGACUCUAUCACUCCCAGCGAGAUGAGGGCGACUAUAGCUGGAAGAUGUGUUUGUUCUGCGGAUGGUAUCGUGCUGGGCCCAUUAAUCGAGGGAGAUGACGGACUCAAUGUGGCCCUAGAAAGAUGCCCGGUCAGAGCAGCUGAUCUGCUUCUUAAGGAGGGUCGAUUGCAGAUUGAAUUGCAGAUCGCACGCUGGCCGGACAUUGCACGCCCCUACUCUGUCGGGGGGGUGCGUUUCGAAUAUCUCUGAGACGUACUCCCAACCCGCGAGGGACUUUUUCUUUUCAGGGCGGGCCGAAAUGGGCGCGAACCGCGUGGUGUAUGGCCUUUGGGCCGAUUCCAUGAAUCGCCUUCCAUGCGAGGAACAUCGCUGGGUUUUAGUGGGUAUAUUGACUAGCCCCAUUCUGGGAUGGGUCCGCAGGGGGAGCCCCACAUGCCCCGGUUAGCCGCGCUGGCGACCCGGGGUAUGCAGUAAUGCAUUCCCCAGCGUCAAAAUUUUUAACCUAUCUAAGAACACUUGGGCUACUAAGACAAAUCUAAUGAUACAAUCAUCUAAAUCCGUUCAGCAGUUCUGAAGAUUUGAAGUAAUAAAGAAUAUUACAUAGAUACAUACAUACAAGAAAACAUAACCCUUACUUUGCAGUCGGGUAAAAAUAAGGGAAAAUUAUGGUAAAUUUAAAAAGAAUUUAAUAAUUAUUACAGGGUUAGAUAUUUGGAAAGCGGAAAUAAUUUUGCAGAAUUAGAUAGCAGCCGAUACUAA